Messenger RNA from Myzus persicae (green peach aphid), 2850 nucleotides. RefSeq lists its product as uncharacterized. The coding region runs from base 323 to 2356 and encodes 677 amino acids. Lineage: Eukaryota; Metazoa; Arthropoda; Insecta; Hemiptera; Aphididae. Gene Ontology annotation, molecular function: endonuclease activity; protein binding. The transcript has 7 exons. The record is from RefSeq and is a predicted model, not a curated record.
UAAAGAGACUCGUUACGAGACGUGUUCGUGUACGAUCGCAUACCUACUUAUUGUAUUAGUACUUUAUCGCUUAAUUGUAACGCUGAUUUAAAUAAACUUUGAUCUUUGAGUUUAAAACAAAACGUUAAUUUUUACCGGUCGCCGCUAUUUUCAAUCACAGAAGUGUACAUUUAUUACAUAAUAUGUACUUAUAUAUAUUAUUCCAAAUGUUCGGAACACGAAAUUUCACAGAAAUCGUAUUCGUACGGGGACUAGAUCUGGUUGGAAACAAGUGAAAAAAACAAUUGGCAUUCAGUUAAUCAACCUGCGUCCUGUGUCUACCAUGGCGAAUGCCAUAAUGAACGAUGAAUGGAGAACAUUGUAUCUGGCUCGAGCACUGUACGAUGCUGUUGAGGAUUGUAAUAUUCAGCAAGUCAAUACUUUGUUAUCCCAGAACAAAGCUAAUCCCAAUGUUCUCAUACCAGAAGAAGGGAUGACAGCAUUCCAUUUAGCAGCAGGUCAUGAAAACUUGGCAUUCGGAAAAGUAGCGACUUCAUUAUUUUUACAUAACGGUGGUGAUCCUAAUGUACGUUGUGAAGGAAGUCGCACAGUUCUGCAUAUUGCUGUUGCCUGGAAUCGUUCACAAGUUGUUGGAAUUUUGCUCAAAAGUCCUUACAUUAUACCAAAUCCAUACAUUAAAGAUGAAGACAAUCUCAAUGUAUUUAAUUAUGCUGUGAAAUUUAGUGCUUGGGAAUCACUUGCAACUCUUCAAUCUUACAUGAAACAUUCAAACUACACGAGUAUUUUAAAAAAACAAGUCUCUAAUGCAAUGCAAUCAAAAUGUAUUAAAGAAAAAUAUCAAAAUUCUAUAAAAGCACAGAAUACUGAAACAUCUAUUGGCGCUGAAUCAGCAAUUGAUAAAUCCGUUAGAUUACAUACGAGUAGUGGAUAUCUUAAUAGUGGCGAAAGUUUAAAUAGCAUUUCUAAAUCAAUAACAUUUGAUUCAGUUAGUCAAAAAAACAAUAACAUCGAUGAAUGCAUAAUAUUAUCUUCAACAGCUUACUCUUUUGGUGAUGCUUUAAAUACAAAUGGUUCACCAGACUGUCAUUAUAACCUACCUAUUAAUGAUAUUCCAUCAAAACUUUAUUAUGAUGGAUCUGUAUUGAGUUCAAUUAAAUACGUAACAGAUGAAUUUGAAAGUAUUGAAAACAUAAGCUUUCCAUCUAAUAAUUUACUGUCUGAUUCGGAAUUUUUUGAACUUGAUGACAUUGAAUUGGGAAAAAAAAAUAUUUUCAGCGAGAUAGAAAAUAUGUCUUUAAGUGAUACUGACUUGAUGUCAGACAUAUCUGGAUUAUCUAGUUGUUUGAGUUCUGAUGAUUUUUUUACAUGUCCAGAUACAAAUUCUUUACAGAAAAUUCUUAAGAGUGAUACUUAUAAGACUGACACUGAAUUGGAAGAUAUUACAAAAAGCGUAUCAAGGACAAGUAUUUAUGACUCACUGAGCGAUUCAAUUUCCAGUUCAUCAGUUGCCAUAAAUAAUCUAGAAAUUUCAAACAUAAGUACUUCUAUAGAUGAGUGCAGUAGUAGUUUAUUUGAAAUUUCGAAAGAUUAUGAUACAGAUUAUGUUCGUCAAAGUCUUAGGGAGUUUGGCCAUCCUCCAGGACCACUAGUAUCCAGUACAAAACAAGUUUAUGUACGAAAACUAAACCGACUAUUACAUAGGCAAACAGAACUAAAGCAUGAUGAUAAGCAAAUUAAUAAUUCAUCUGGUCCAUAUAGUUUCCAGUUAACUAAAGUUCUAGUUGACGAUAAAUCUGAUUCAUGGAAGAAAACCAUAAAAAGUUGGAGUUCUCUGGAGGAAGCCAUUGUUUGCGCCCAGAGUGGUCCGUCAUUUACAUAUUUGUUAUUAGAUCCACGUAUUACAAACAAUUUGCCUGCCCGAGCUGAUCAGAUGAAUAAUCCCAUUGAAGUAUGGCAGACAUUUAUUAGCUCAAUAUUUUACAUUGGUAAAGGCACCAAAUCUCGACCCAAUGAUCAUAUGAAUGAAGCAUUUCAGUCUUGGGUCGGAAACACAAAUAAAGAUAAAUGCCGCAAAACGGAAUAUAUUUUGAGCAUAUGGAAGGAAAAAUUGGGGGUGGUUUGUGUACAAGCAUUCCACCAUUUAGUGUUGAAAGAAGCACAUAUUCGAGAGGCGGCUAUGAUUGAUGCUAUUGGAUUAGACAAACUUACUAAUGAAAAGCGUGGUACAUACUAUGAUAACACAACACGAUGGUUGACUAGUGAUCGGUGUAAACUAGGCUGCCAUCUUCUCUACCGUGCUAUGCUUGUGUUUUUAGCUGACGGUGAACGUCAAUUGCGACCAGUUGAUUUGACUUAAUUGUUGACAUACUAUUUUUUACUUGAGUAUAUUUACAAUGUUUUUCUCAAAUAAUGACUAUGAUUUUACAUCUAGCCUUUUUUUUCUAAUAUUAGUUGUAUAGAAAUCUAGAUUUCUGAAUCUUAUUAUUUAUCAGUGUAUUUUUGUACCAUAAUAACAUUAUAUCAAUAAUAUUUUAUAUUUUUAUGAAAUUAACAAUUGAUUUUGUGAUAACUUAGUGUCUACAAUUCUACUAUUUCGUUGAAUUAUAAUACUAUAUUUUUUUAUUAUAAAACUAUUUUUGUAUAAUAAAUAUAUUUUUACUCUAAUACGUAAGUCGAUUUAUAUUAUUAUUAUACGUCACUUGUUUACCAACCAAUAUGUCAGGCAAAUUACAAUUGAUAUGUCUUUAAAUUUCAGUAUAUCCAGACAAUGUUAAUAAUCAACAAUAUUUUUUAGUAAAAUAUAAUAUAAAAUUAUUACAAGAAUUUUUUUAUGCAAAAUCGUUAAUUUUU